AUGGCGGACGAUAACACAAUAUUACAAAACCUUCAAGCUGAGUUACAGCGUGCCAAAAGUUCUAGUCAAAGUUUAUCAACCCUUGCACGUCAAGGCAACGAUGAGUUGGUGCAAAGGUUUCUCACAGAUAAUGUACAGAUUCAAAGCACUGGUCCUGUAGCAAAUAAAACACAACUUUAUUUUGCAAGUUUUUGGGGUUUAAAAGACAGUGUAAAACAGUUACUGGAAGCUGGGACAAAUCCCAGUUUACAGAAUGAAGGCACACUGUGGACUCCUCUUCAUGCAGCAACUUUCCAAGAGCAUGGACCAGUAAUAAUGAUGUUGCUGGAGCAUGGAGCUCAACCUGAACUUCAGGAUUAUGAGAAUAGAACCCCAGCAGACUUUGCCUCAGUUUCUGAUAAAAUAUGGCCGUUCUUUGCUGCACUUGAUAUUCCAAGAACCCCACGAAAAUUGUUGGUGGAGAAAGGGAUCUUACACCCAGGAUCUGGUGCCCCUUUACCUAAAGAUACAGGGAGUGGACCUGAUAUGCUGGCAGUAUACAAGUCAAACUCGUGUGGAGACAGUCAUGGCAACAGUUAUAUGGCCGCCAUGUCUGGCGAUGUCUUAGCAGAUGACCAGGGACAACGAGACCCCACUGAUCCUAGAACUGGG
Candidula unifasciata is the source of this 651-nucleotide messenger RNA. The record is from the annotation of a GenBank genome assembly. Lineage: Eukaryota; Metazoa; Mollusca; Gastropoda; Stylommatophora; Geomitridae.